AGCGCAUCAAAAGAUGAACAUGCCUUGCGAUCAUCUUCACAGCGACAGCAGGAGCAGCGCGGCAGUUAUAUCUCGACGAGAAAGAUGAACACGAUCGUGCAGCCGUGGUCAUCUAGUAUGUCCUCUAAUAUGAGCGGCAAACGACCGCAGCGCCACUUCUUCGUUUGCGUACCGGGCGGCCUGAUCCAAACGAGACACGAACACUACGACACCUUUACGAAGGGGUUGGCAUUUGUAAAAAGUGGAAGACGAGAUCGAGAACACACAGUCCGGAAUUCAUCUGCCACUACAGUUCAACAGUAUCAUAACGGAGAUAAUUCUUGUCCAGACAGCAUUUUGCUUCUCCGGUACGAAACGCAACAGAUGUACCGCAUGCACCAGGAGCUCGAGUAUCGGUCCGAAGACUUCUACGCGAUUAGCAAUCGGUUUUUCUACCUGCAGGUGCUCACUUCCUUGCUGAAUCCGCCAAAUUUGGCGUACCUGGGGGUGCAGCGGGUGCAGGAGAUGCUGAACGACGUCUAUGUACUGCAAAAGCAUCGCACUAGUAUAACUCGCAAUGCAAAUUGGCUCAGCAUUACAAAUUGAAUUUGUAAUGCGGAUUUACCUAACCAACUAGAUUUGUAAUGCAUAGCUGCGAUUUUUACUACGAGUGCGAUACUUUUGCACUGGAUAACGUCGAACAGAUCUCGAUUCACCGGUUCAAACAGGUCGGGGUCGAGUAUGGCGUUCUCAAAUGUUACAUUCUCAACUGUUACAUGAUUUGUAAUGCAAAAUCAUAAUCAGAAUCGACACGAUCAAGCUGCUUCGCAUGACAAAUUCGCGAAGAGCCAAACAGGCCGAAGAUCUUUGCUAGAUCUGUCAUGCAAGACGCGCAAGCUGACCCCUUUCACUUUUGCCAUUCUUGCAUCACAAACCCAUGUAACAGUUGAGAAUGUAACAGUUGAGAACGCCAUAUCGAGCUCGGGAGGUUUCUCUUCCAGAUGACCGUCGCACAAGCCCAAGCAGAUCACGAAAUGGAGGAUCAUCUUCUUGCGGGAGGAUCGGCGUCGACGAGGCAGACGGAAAGACAACGUCAAACGGAUCGGACGAAAAUAAAUCUGGAAGGUGCACCAGCCGACGAAGAUGAGUUUGACCACACUGACUCACAUUCAUCUCCUUCUCCUGGUGGGCACCGUGGUGGUCUACUUGAAGCGGGAGAGGAAAUAAAUGGUGGACGUAGUGCCAACAACAACGGUAGAAGUACUAAGAACGCAGCGCUCGCUCUCGUUACAACAUCAUCCCGGAGCAAGAAGUUCUCCCUGAUCUCCUACUCUUUCGGUUGCAAGGUCGUGCUGACGGCGCUGCUGGAACUCCAUAUGCUGAUGAAGCAGCACAACGACCGCAUAGAACAAGAAGGCGAGGUAGAAGAUGAGAACUUGUUCGGACGAGAUCUUCCAGAUUGUGCCCGUAGUUCGUCCUCUGCUCGUGGUGCUGCGCAACAAGGUCGUCGUCCUCGUCCCCCUCCCAAGUUGACGAGUGUGAUCGAGAACGUGGUUUUCAUGGGGGCCCACGUGCGCCUGCUGGACGUGUUUUUCCUGCAUUUGGACAGCGCAAAGAAAACCUCAAGUACUUCUGCUGGUGCAGCUGGGUCGUCCGCGGCGGGAGGUCGACGUGGCGGCGGGAGUACCACGAGUAGGAGUUCUACUGUUGCAAGUAGAAAGACGACCGCCCCCACUUCUGGAUCAUCGUCCUCCGCUUCUGCGCCGCCGGCUGUAUCCUCACUGGGUAGAAGUACUGGUGCGCGACAAGUUCUUGUAGACGAGCAUGAUGCAGCAUCUCUACAAGAGGGCGCACCAGUGAAGACGAGGACAACUACUUCUGGGUUGCAGGAUGAAAAUCAGGAGCAGAAGCCCAACCGCGGACGAUUGGGAGCAAGCGCCCCUCGACACGCGGCUGCGCGGGCGAUCGAACUGGGAGCCGACAUUGAGGAGGAAGUGAUCCAAGAUCUGCAGCACGAAAGUCAGUAUGCACGAAAAAAUGCAAAAGUAGCAUAUCGAAUGAAUUUGCAAUUGAAACGCGUUCACUCCGCAAGAUGCAUACAACGGAAAUGCAUAAAAGACAAAUGAAAGAAAUACAAAAUUUCUAUAUGGAGCCACGAAAGACCUCAGGCUCACGCGGAGCCCGAGGUUGAGAAAGGACAGCGUUCCAGUUCGUUGUCAAUAUGUUUUUCGUUUUAGAAUUUCAAUGAAGGUCUUGUCUUCAAGUACAAGUUCUCCCUCUACGGUCCUGCUGUGCCAUUCGCUUUCGGUUAUUGUACCUACUUUUGCACCACUCCAUAGUUCGAAUUUUCAGAAAAAGGCCGCGCUGCAGAAAUGGUACGAAGUCAAGAGGCAUCUGAUCACCGGGCGGUUUCUGAAUUUCUACAGUCUCCGGGACCAGCUGCUGUACGACUCCGAGGCCGUGUAUGCACUUACAAAUUUGAUUGUUGCCCAUAGUACACGUACGAAUUAUGCUGAGCCCGUCCUUGCAUGACAAAGACGAUCACCAGUACUUCUGCAUUUUUGUGUUUUGUAAGUGCUUUUUCAAGAAGAUGAAGAAGAUCAUAAGAACAGCAACGGUUCUUGUCAAGAAAGUGAGGCCGCACAAGCAGAAUUCUGUACAUGUUCGGGUAGAAUAUAAGUCGAUUUGUAUUUUUGCAUACCUUGGCGGGGAACUUUUUUAUCGGUAGGGAGGGUCUUUACAAGGUUCCGGGCGUGGAAAAUUUUGACAUCACCAGCCGGCUGCCACGGCACAGUUGCUACCACACCUUUUUGUGCCGGGAACUACUUGAGGAAAUGGACCUUUGAAGUAGGUAAGAGUGCCUGCAGGUUGUACGACGAAAAAAAGUUGUUCUACAUACGUUAUGCUCGAACAUAAGUUUUGAUUAUACCGCUGGCCUCAUCGUCUAAGAUGAACUCCGUCGAACUCGAAGGAGCAAGAUGGUGAUCAUGAUUUUACAACUACAGAUAAUUCCAAGAACUCUGCCAAAAAUGGAUGCUCCUUCUGCCUUUUCUGAUGGAGGGAAGAGCAUCGGAAUACAGGACCUUCACCAAGAUGGUCAAGAUCAAAAAUAUUUUGCAGAGCUUUAUUUGUUUUGCUGUAAAUCUUUUAAAAAAUUAAAGACGUUUGCUCACGAUUAAUGUUUCUGUUUCUAAUAAUUUUGGAUAUCGUGGUGCGCCGUAGUAGGAUUCUGAAUUUUCGCACCACUAAUAUCAUCUGAUACUACGGGCAGGAGGAGGAGGAUGACCUAGUAUCUCCGUUUCGCACUUCUCCAACACUUCUUUUUCUGACGUAAGUGGAUAUAAUUGGCUCCCCUUACCUUUCUUCUGAGGUUUGGCUACAAAGAAACACGAAUCCUUUGAAAGAAAUCAAACUCGGGAGAAGUAGAACCCCGAAAAGGAAAAUGCUACGUGAAGAUUUAUUUUCCUCGUGGGGAAAGAGUAU
Amoebophrya sp. A120 is the source of this 3462-nucleotide messenger RNA. The record is from the annotation of a GenBank genome assembly. Lineage: Eukaryota; Dinophyceae; Syndiniales; Amoebophryaceae.